Molecule: messenger RNA, 2094 nt
Organism: Lynx canadensis (Canada lynx)
Lineage: Eukaryota; Metazoa; Chordata; Mammalia; Carnivora; Felidae
Gene: HABP2
Product: hyaluronan binding protein 2
Exons: 13
Coding region: 81-1739 (552 amino acids)
Biological process (GO): proteolysis; blood coagulation
Molecular function (GO): calcium ion binding; serine-type endopeptidase activity
Source: RefSeq, a predicted model, not a curated record
CCCCGUAAAGGCAUAGACAGCAAAAGAAAUUGUGUGUCGAGCAAAACAAGAGGCCUUCAACUGCACAUACGCUCGCCAGAAUGUGUCAUCUCCAUAUCGUGCUGGUAACGGCUCUGGUGGGAAAGGCAGCCAUCGGGUUCUCCUUGAUGUCUUUACUCGCAGACCCGGACCCAGACUGGACCCCUGACUACUAUGAGAGUAGCUACGAGUAUUACAACCAUGAAGAGAACAGCAGCGAUACUCUUGCCUACCAGGAGAAUCCCGACUGGUACUACACGGAGGAAGAUCCGUGCCUGGACAACCCCUGCAAACGCAAUGGGGACUGCCUUGUCAGUGGGGACACCUUCACGUGCAGCUGUCCAGCCCCUUUCUCUGGACACAGGUGUCAGAAUGUGCAAAACACGUGCAAAAACAAACCGUGUGGCCGGGGCGAAUGUCUCAUUACCCAGAGUCCUCCCUACUACCGCUGCGCCUGCAAACACCCUUACAGUGGCUCAGACUGCUCUACAGCGGUUCCUGCGUGCCGGCCGAAUCCCUGCCAAAAUGGUGGCAUCUGCUCCCGGCAUAAGCGGAGAACCAAGUUCGUCUGUACCUGCCCCGAACAGUUCAAGGGGAAAUUCUGUGAAAUAGGUCCUGACGACUGCUAUGUUGGUGACGGCUACUCUUACCGAGGGAAAGUGAGUAAGACAGUCAACCAGCACUCCUGCCUUUACUGGAACUCCCACCUCCUCUUGCACGAGAAUUACAACAUGUUUAUGGAAGAUGCUGAUACCCAUGGGAUCGGGGAGCACAACUUCUGCCGAAACCCAGAUGGAGAUGAAAAGCCCUGGUGUUUCAUUAAAAUAAACAAUGCAAAGGUGAAAUGGGAGUACUGUGACAUCCCAGCUUGCUCAGCCCUAGACAUUGCUGACCCAGAGGGAAGCCCCACAGAGCCUCUGACCAAGCUCCCAGGGUUUGACUCAUGCGGGAAGACUGAGAUGGGGAAGGUCAAGAGGAUCUACGGAGGCUUCAAGAGCACAGCGGGCAAGCACCCAUGGCAGGCAUCCCUGCAGACCUCAUUGCCAUUGACUGCCUCCAUGCCCCAGGGCCACUUCUGUGGGGGCUCACUGAUCCACCCCUGCUGGGUGCUUACUGCUGCCCACUGCACUGACAUAAAAACCAAACAUCUGAAAGUGGUGUUAGGGGACCAGGACCUGAAGAAGACAGAAUUCCAUGAGCAGAGAUUCGGGGUGGAGAAGAUUUUCAAGUACAGCCACUAUAAUGAAAGAGACGAGAUUCCCCAUAAUGAUAUUGCUUUGCUCAAGCUAAAGCCGGUGGAUGGUCACUGUGCUCUGGAAUCCAAAUAUGUGAAGACUGUAUGUUUGCCCGAUGGUGCCUUCCCCUCUGGGACUGAGUGCCACAUCUCUGGCUGGGGUGUGACAGAAACAGGGGAAGGGUCCCGCCAGCUCCUGGAUGCCAAGGUCAAGCUGAUUGCCAGCACUUUGUGCAACUCCCACCGACUCUAUGACCACAUGAUCGACAACAGCAUGAUUUGUGCAGGAAACCUUCAGAAGCCUGGAAAAGACUCCUGCCAGGGUGACUCCGGAGGCCCUCUGACCUGUGAGAAGAAUGGCACCUACUAUGUCUAUGGGAUAGUGAGCUGGGGCCUGGAAUGUGGGAAGAAGCCAGGAGUCUACACCCUAGUGACCAAAUUCCUAAAUUGGAUCAAAGCCACCAUCCAAAGGGAGACUAGCUUCUAAGGUGUCUUCUUAACCUGAGAGCCCAUUCUCCUUAGCACCCAGACAAGGCACACCCUCAUGGGCAGCACGGACACCCUGGGCGUCCCUGGGAGGCCAUACAGCCAAGAGUCUGCGCCCUACACAGAGACAACGGCCGCCCAGCCUGGCGCAUCCUGGGCCAAGAUAUGCCAGAAGCAACGCAACCUGUAUUUUGUUUGCUUCCCUUCAAACGAUGGUACCUUCUAGAAAACCACAGACUGCCUUUACCUCGGACAUUUGCAAAUGUGGGAUUAAAGAAUGACCAGAGCCACUGGAAGUCACCUUUACGUCUUUAUUCCUCAUGUCAGACACCCAAAGUACACAGCAGAACGGGUCA